AUGGAAUUCAUCACCAUCUUAUUUUGGCUGAUUGUGAUAGUGGUUAUUCUUGGCAAGCUCAAGAAACAAAAACAAUCUUCUACAACAAAUUCUGAUUCGAGUGAUCCUUCAAGCCUUUCUUUCGGAGAUGAUUAUACCUCAAUUGAGGAAGUACAAGACGCUUUGAGAAAAACCGGAUUAGAAGGAUGUAAUAUGAUCAUUGGAAUUGACUAUACCAAAAGUAAUGAAGAACAAGGCAGAUACAGUUUUGGUAAUCGGAAUCUACAUUCCAUUGAUCCUGUCGGAGAUAUCAUCAACCCAUAUGAAAAAGUCAUUAGUAUCAUUGGAAGAACAUUGGAAAAGUUUGAUGAUGAUAAAUUAAUUCCUGUCUAUGGUUUUGGAGAUGAUCGUACGAGGGACGUGGCCGUAUUUCCCUUCACUCCAAAUAAUGAACAUCGUCCUUGUUUUGGAUUUGAAGAAGUUUUACGAGAAUACAGAAGAAUUACUCCACAUUUGAGGUUGAGUGGACCUACGAACUUUGCACCUCUCAUUGAAAAAGCUAUUGAAACUGUGAUGGAAAGUGGAAGAGGUCAAUAUCACAUUUUAAUUAUUAUUGCAGAUGGUUUGGUUGUGAAUGAAAAAGAGACACGAGAUGCCAUUGUGAAAGCAAGUGAUUAUCCAUUGUCUAUUGUCAUGGUUGGUGUUGGAGAUGGUCCAUUUGACACCAUGCAUGAUUAUGAUGAUAAUUUGCCUGAGAGAAAGUUUGAUAACUUCCAAUUUGUGCAUUGGGAUGAGAUUGCCAAGAUGGCACGCGAAAAGAGAAAAUCAGUCGAUGCUACAUUUGCAUUACAUGCCUUAAUGGAAAUUCCUCAACAAUAUAAUGCCAUCAAGAAGCUUGGCCUCAUUGGAAAGAAGAGUCCUACCUAUAAUCCAAACUUUCAACCAAACGUGACGCCAAAUUUUGAGCCCUUCUAUCCAAAACAACAUUCUUACUAA
Messenger RNA from Naegleria lovaniensis, 975 nucleotides. RefSeq lists its product as uncharacterized. The transcript has a single exon. The coding region runs from base 1 to 975 and encodes 324 amino acids. The record is from RefSeq and is a predicted model, not a curated record. NCBI's taxonomy places the organism in Eukaryota, Heterolobosea, Eutetramitea, Acrasida, Naegleriidae.